This is a messenger RNA of Belonocnema kinseyi, 2272 nucleotides long. RefSeq names its product UDP-glucuronosyltransferase 2B31-like. The record is from RefSeq and is a predicted model, not a curated record. Bases 157 to 1734 code for a protein of 525 amino acids. Gene Ontology annotation, molecular function: UDP-glycosyltransferase activity. The transcript has 5 exons. NCBI's taxonomy places the organism in Eukaryota, Metazoa, Arthropoda, Insecta, Hymenoptera, Cynipidae.
CAAUUCACUGAUCCUCGAGUCUAGAUUAGUAUUAUGACGUGUUGCUAUCAGUAACCUUGAAUAACCAAACUGUGAUUUGUGUGGCAUUCCUAUCGAAAACGUGUAACUGAUCAAUUCCAGUGCAACCAUUAAUAAAAAAAAGACAUUUUGUGAAAAAUGGUUUCGCUCUAUUUAUUGAAAAUUAUUGGAAUUAUCACAAUUGUAAUCAGUGGUGAAACAAAUGGGGCCCGAAUUUUGGGACUUUUUCCACUAAAUGGGAAAAGUCAUUUUAUCAUGUGCGAGCAACUGAUGAAAGCUUUGGCAAAAAAAGGACAUCAAGUAGAUGUGAUUAGCCACUUUCCGUUAAAGAAACCAUUUCCUAACUAUAAGGAUUUCAGUUUAGAAGGUUCGCUACCAAAUGUACAAAACAACGUAACUUAUGAAGAAUUACAGAAAUUUGCAGCCUUUAAUUUGAAGCAUUUUACCGAUAAAGCUGGAAUCGAAAUAUGUAAAUUAAUGAAACAUCCAGUGAUAAAUAAUAUCAUCAAAAAUCCACCAAAUGACCCUCCUUAUGAUGUCGUCAUUUUAGAGAUUUUUGCAGCCAACUGUUAUUUUGCGAUCGGAAGGCAUUUAAGGGUGCCAAUAAUAGGAGUUUCAACAACUCCAUUGCUUGGUUGGUUCAACGAUCCAAUUGGAAAUCCAGUAAACCCAGCAAUUAUGCCUGAACUUUUUUCUGGACUUCCUCAAAAAAUGAAUUUUUGGCAACGAUUACAAAACACGUUGAUGUCUUAUAUUGUCAAGCAGCAAUUUAAUUAUUAUGCAACUAAACAAAAACAAUAUGUGGAUGAACAUUUUGGACCAGGAUAUCCGAGCGUUUAUGAACUAUCAACAGAAAUGUCUUUGAUCUUAGCAAAUAUACAUUAUAGUUUGAAUGGUGUUCAACCUUUGACACCAGCAGUUAUCGAAGUGGGAGGCAUGCACAUUGAGGACUCUGGAGAAAAAUUGAUACCGGAGCUUCAAUCAUGGUUGGAUGAAAGCAAACAUGGAUGUGUUUACGUGAGUUUUGGGUCGAUGGUGAAAAUUGAAUCCUUUCCAAGAGAAACACUGAAAGCUUUUUAUGCUACUUUUAAAAAUUUAGCACCUGUGCGUGUUUUAAUGAAAAUUUCUGAGCCGAAAGAUUUGCUUCCGGGUCUUCCGGAAAAUGUAAAAACUUAUCACUGGCUGCCACAGAUUCAAAUUUUAAAGCACAAAAAUGUGAAAGUUUUUGUGACCCAUGGUGGUCUCAUGGGGACUUUAGAAUCCAUUUACGCUGGUGUGGCAAUGGUCGGAAUACCCCUCUUUGGAGAUCAAUUUCUAAAUAUUGGUUCUUAUCAAAAAAAGAGAAUUGCAGUUUCAUUAGACUACAGAAACAUUACUGAAACUGCUUUAACUGAGGCUAUCAACACGGUUUUGAAUGAUCCCGCAUACCGAAAUAACAUCGAAAGGGUAUCAAAACUUUAUUACGACAGAUUAAUGAAUCCUAAAGACACAGCCGUUUUCUGGACGGAAUAUGUCAUAAGACACGGCAAUGUACUGAGAUCUCCAGCGAUAGAUUUAAAAUGGUAUCAAGUCCAUUUACUGGAUGUUUACGGGUUUCUCUUCUUUAUCACCUUGCUCAUUUUUUGUAUUAUUUUAUUUAUACUCAGAACUUUAGUCAGGUGUGUAUAUUGUAAAAAAAAAAUAGAAAAAUCGUUCUCAUCAAAAAAGCAAAAAUAAUUUUGAAAUUCUUGUGAAAAAACGAUUUAUAAAAACAAUGCUUAAUAUACUUUUUGUCUAGGAAUCCAAUUAGGGACCGGUCGGACCCCGGCUGGAUAGCCCCGGUUUUAACCGGGCGCUGGUGGGGGUGACUUGCCGGGAUCUGGCUAAAAACGUCACGGUAAACUGGUUUGGAUGCCGGCUUCAAUUCUGGCCGGGAUCCGGUCGGGCAAUCCGACCACAAAGCGGUUAAAAAUGUUCCUUCAGGCGAGAAAUUGAUAACUUGUUUUGUCUUUUAAGGCUCAUUGUGAAUAACGCGGUGAACUUCAAAAGUCAAACAAAGUAAAGUUUCAUCCUUAAAUUAUACUUUUCAAAUAAUAAUUCAUCUAGCAGUCAUAAUUACGUCUUUGAUAGUGUCACGGCUUGUUUGUGUUACCGAAAGAAAUGUACACUCAAAACAGUUGAAGUAACAAUGAAUGAUACUUGCAAGUCUGAGUUCAGAGAACCACGAAGUCAACAAAAAAUAAAUAAAAGUCAAUAAAGAAAUAUGAACAUCGAA